UCGAUUGGCGGACGACAUGUCGAAACUGUAUCUUGCCAUGCCGCAAGUCAAGUUCGACUCCCCUCGCGGGUGCUGAUGCCACCCGGACAAGGUGGAACGAAAGUGCACUUCCGUCGAGCCUGGAUGAGAAUGAUGCUUGCGAAGCAAGCCGAAGCGAAAUGCCACGAUUCCUCCUUCAUCACCUUCAGCAACCUGGGCCGACUGAAAUCCAAGCCAUGUCUUGUUGCCUUUAUCAUGUUUCUAGGCGCGGAUUAUGAAAUUCGCCUUUGGCAUUGUCUACUUCGUCAGUACAGACGAGACGAGUAA
Messenger RNA from Protopolystoma xenopodis, 306 nucleotides. Lineage: Eukaryota; Metazoa; Platyhelminthes; Monogenea; Polystomatidea; Polystomatidae. The record is from the annotation of a GenBank genome assembly.